This is a messenger RNA of Prorocentrum cordatum, 484 nucleotides long. The record is from the annotation of a GenBank genome assembly. NCBI's taxonomy places the organism in Eukaryota, Dinophyceae, Prorocentrales, Prorocentraceae.
GUCGCGCAGGCCGCCGCGACAUUCUUCGAUGGCAAGGCCGCCACGCACCCAUCCGGCGCGAGACCCACCAGCGCCUUCUGGGGCGACACCAACGGCAACGACACCUCUGACUUUGAGGGCCGCCCAGCUUUCAAGAAGAUGAAGGCCGAGCACGCGAGCUUGGCUGAGACGCGGGGGGCCCAGGGCAAGUGCGGAUGUGCGCACGUGCGCGAGGAGGUCCACGAGGCAGGCUUGGCGACAUUCGGCAUCAGCGGCGAUCGCGCGAUGGCUCAGGAGUCGGCCAAAGCGGCCAUGGAGGCGGAGGACAGGCUCCUCUUCGCAGAGUGGUUGGCCGCCCUCCAGAAGGGUAAGUCGGUCGUCCGGCGGCGCGCCAAACUUAUUUCUUUUGGCGCCGCGGACGCGGAGGUCCAGAACCCAGGUCUGAAGCAAUUCGGCGAGUUUGCGCGCGGUCGUCUCACGGAAGAUGGCACGAUCUCCGACGGAG